AUGAACGAGGGUCUUCGUAUCCUCACGAUCUGUCCUCAUCUCAAAUCCCUGGAGCUGACGCUCUUUCUUCAUAUCGAAGUCAUUGGGCGGUUGACGUAUACCCCAUCAGCCAUCUCGUCAGAAAACGUUCUGGGUGGUGGGGACGACCAACUGAUCGAGGACACCCCAUCGGAGACUACCUGUCCGAAUCUCACGACCAUCAAGCUGUGGCGAUGCAUUUCUGCCCAGGAUGGAAAGGUCGCGGAUAUGGUUGAGUCGAGGCGUCGUCGAGGAAUAGCUCGCACAGCAGGGCAAAGGCUCCUCUUCAACUUCAAAGGGCAAACCCCUGAGAGAGAGAAGAAGUGGCCGUUCAGCGGGAAAUCGUUGGGAGUGCAGAGGACUUUCAACCGCAAGCUAGGGGAAAGAGGCUUCCCUCUCCUUAUGGAGUUCGGAGAAUGCGAUUGA
Laccaria bicolor S238N-H82 is the source of this 444-nucleotide messenger RNA. RefSeq lists its product as uncharacterized. NCBI's taxonomy places the organism in Eukaryota, Fungi, Basidiomycota, Agaricomycetes, Agaricales, Hydnangiaceae. Bases 1 to 444 code for a protein of 147 amino acids. The transcript is spliced from 5 exons. The record is from RefSeq and is a predicted model, not a curated record.